Messenger RNA from Arachis ipaensis, 1394 nucleotides. RefSeq lists its product as uncharacterized. NCBI's taxonomy places the organism in Eukaryota, Viridiplantae, Streptophyta, Magnoliopsida, Fabales, Fabaceae. Gene Ontology annotation, biological process: regulation of DNA-templated transcription. Gene Ontology annotation, molecular function: double-stranded DNA binding. The record is from RefSeq and is a predicted model, not a curated record.
UCGACGCAAGCAUAGAAAUUUCCCGAAUACGAGAUGCCAUCGGUGACAUGGGGUGUGAUUCAAGGUCGCAAGGAGAAGCUGGUAUCGCGGGUCAUCGUAUUCGACUUCCUCAGGGGUUUGGGAAUCGUCCCUGACGAGUUGCAGGACCUUAAGCUACCUUCGACAGUUGAAGUCAUAAGGGAGCGCGUGGAGUUCCUCCAGAAACUAGGGAUAACAAUUGAUGACAUCAAUGAUUACCCUUUGAUGUUGGGAUGCAGUGUGAGGAAGAACAUGAUUCCUAUUUUGGGGUACUUGGAAAAAAUUGGGAUUUCAAGAUCCAAACUUGGGGGAUUCAUUAAGAGCUACCCGCAGGUAUUGCAUGCUAGUGUGAUUGUUGAACUUGUCCCUGUUGUGAAGUUCCUUAGGGGACUUGAUGUGGAGAGGGAGGAUAUUGGGUAUGUGUUGCAGAAGUACCCUAAACUUCUAGGGUUCAAGCUUGAGGGUACUAUGAGUACAUCAGUGGCUUAUCUUGUUAAUAUUGGGGUUAAUCCUAGGGAUAUUGGUCCCAUGGUGACUCAGUAUCCUUAUUUUUUGGGGAUGAGAGUUGGGACUGUGAUCAAGCCUUUUAUUGAUUACUUAGUCUCUUUGGGACUGCCAAAGAAGAUUUUGGCUAAGAUGUUGGAGAAGAGGGCCUAUUUGCUUGGAUAUGAUCUUGAAGAGACUAUCAAGCCAAAUGUGGAUUGUUUGAUUAGCUUUGGGAUAGGGAGGGAGUGUUUGCCUUCGGUUAUUGCACAGUAUCCUCAGAUUCUUGGAUUGCCCCUCAAGACCAAGUUGUCUUCGCAGCAGUACUUCUUCAGUUUAAAGCUUAAGAUUGAUCCUGAAGAUUUUGCGUGAGUCGUGGAGAAGAUGCCGCAGGUGGUUAGCCUUCACCAAAACGUGAUCAUGAAGCUGGUCGAGUUCCUCCUCGGAAGGGCUAUAGCACCGCAUGAUGUGGCUAGCAUGGUGGUCAGGUGUCCGCAGUUAGUAGCACUGAGAGUGGAGCUCAUGAAGAACAGUUUUUACUUCUUUAAGAGUGAGAUGGGAAGACCACUGAAAGAGCUUGUAGAGUUCCCUGAAUACUUUACUUACAGUCUGGAGUCUAGGGUCAAACCAAGAUACCAAAGGCUAAAGAGCAAGGGGAUAAGGUGUUCAUUGAAUUGGAUGCUGAAUUGUAGUGACCAGAGAUUUGAAGAGAGGUUGCAGGGUAAUUAUAUUGAGACUGAAAGUAUAGGUCCGACAUUUUUAAUGGGUGGGAAAUUGAACCUGCCAGGGAAUGCAAUUCUUUCAGAUGAGGAAGAGGAGAGUGAUGAUGAAGUACUAUACCGAAGAACUGUUUCUUUAUAGAACAAUUUUUCGUUCUUUUUUUUCCCCGGUUA